Molecule: messenger RNA, 4819 nt
Organism: Motacilla alba alba
Lineage: Eukaryota; Metazoa; Chordata; Aves; Passeriformes; Motacillidae
Gene: GLS
Product: glutaminase
Exons: 15
Coding region: 16-1854 (612 amino acids)
Biological process (GO): L-glutamine catabolic process
Molecular function (GO): protein binding; glutaminase activity
Source: RefSeq, a predicted model, not a curated record
UAGCGGGCUCGGCCAAUGGCGCGCAGCGGGGGGCGGGCGCGGCGCGGUGCGAGAGGCGCGGCCGGGCGGCGCGGCGGGCAGUCGGCGCGGUGGCGCAGGAUGAUGCGGCUGUGGCGCUCGGCGCUGCUGCGGGAGCUGCUGCUGCUCGGCCCGCCGGGGGCGGCCGGCGGCGGGGCCCCGGCCCCGGCACCCGCCGCCGGGACCAGGCGCCUCCAGCCGCCGCUCGCCGCUCUCGGCGCUAGCCCGCCCGCCGCUCGCCGCGGCCCGGCGGCGCUGCCGUCAGCGCGAGGUCUGUGCACCCGCUCGGAGGGAGCCUUGGAGGAGCCGGGGAAGGGGGCGCAGGCGCCGUCGCCGACUCCCGGCGAGCCCCCCGCCGACAGCGGCCACAACAAUAACCACGGCGGCGGCGGCAAGGAGGUGGCCGUAGGCGGCGGCGGGGAGAAUAAAAUGAAACAAGGUCUCCUUCCCAGCUUAGAAGAUCUGCUUUUCUAUACUAUUGCAGAAGGACAAGAAAAAAUACCAGUUCAUAAAUUCAUAACUGCACUCAAAUCUACAGGAUUACGUACAUCUGAUCCUCGAUUGAAAGAGUGCAUGGAUAUGCUAAGACUGACUCUUCAGACUACUUCAGAUGGUGUUAUGCUGGACAAAGACCUUUUUAAAAAGUGUGUACAGAGUAAUAUUGUGUUGCUUACCCAAGCUUUCAGAAGGAAGUUUGUCAUUCCAGAUUUCAUGUCGUUUACUUCCCAUAUUGAUGAGCUAUAUGAAAGUGCUAAAAAACAAUCUGGAGGAAAGGUUGCUGACUAUAUUCCACAACUGGCCAAGUUCAGCCCCGAUUUGUGGGGGGUGUCACUUUGCACCGUGGAUGGACAGAGGCAUUCUGUGGGUGAUACCAAAGUUCCAUUUUGUCUCCAGUCCUGCGUAAAGCCUUUGAAAUAUGCGAUUGCUGUCAAUGACCUUGGCACGGAGUAUGUGCACAGAUAUGUUGGGAAAGAGCCUAGUGGAUUAAGAUUCAACAAAUUGUUCCUGAAUGAAGAUGACAGGCCUCAUAACCCUAUGGUGAAUGCUGGAGCAAUUGUGAUCACAUCUUUAAUCAAGCAAGGAGCAAAUAAUGCAGAAAAAUUUGACUACGUGAUGCAGUUCAUGAAUAAAAUGGCUGGUAAUGAGUAUGUUGGAUUCAGUAAUGCCACGUUCCAGUCUGAAAGAGAGAGUGGAGAUAGAAACUUUGCAAUUGGCUAUUACUUGAAAGAAAAAAAGUGCUUUCCUGAAGGCACGGAUAUGGUUGCUAUACUAGACUUCUAUUUUCAGCUUUGCUCAAUAGAAGUAACAUGUGAGUCAGCAAGUGUGAUGGCAGCAACUCUGGCUAAUGGUGGCUUUUGCCCAAUCACUGGUGAGAGAGUCCUGAGCCCCGAGGCAGUCCGGAAUACCUUGAGUUUGAUGCAUUCCUGUGGCAUGUAUGACUUUUCAGGGCAGUUUGCCUUCCAUGUUGGUCUUCCUGCAAAGUCUGGAGUUGCUGGUGGGAUUCUUCUGGUUGUUCCUAAUGUCAUGGGCUUGAUGUGCUGGUCACCUCCUUUGGACAAGAUGGGCAACAGUGUUAAAGGAAUUCACUUUUGUCAUGAUCUGGUUUCUUUGUGCAAUUUCCAUAACUACGAUAAUUUGAGACACUUUGCAAAAAAGCUUGAUCCUCGCAGAGAAGGAGGCGAUCAGCGGCAUUCCUUUGGACCAAUGGACUAUGAGAAUCUCCAGCAAGAACUUGCUUUAAAAGAAACAGUAUGGAAAAAAGUGUCACCUGAAUCAAACGAGGACAUCUCCAGAACCGUAGUGUAUAGAAUGGAAGGUCGGGGAGAGCAGAACUAAGCAAAUGGGUUCUAGUUCCAUUAAAUUCUUCAUUUUAAAAACCCUCAAGCAUCUCUAGAUUUAACUUUGAUUUGAAUAUUGUUUACCUGGUGUUUCAUUUAUAUAUACAUUUUGUGUAAAUUUUGUAUGCUAUACCAAAAAGAUUGUCAAAGUUCAAGGGUGUGUGGGAAAAAAGCAUGUGCAAACAAACCCAAAGCUGUAAACUGACUUUCGUAGUUACUUAGAACACAUUUAGUUAAAAAAAAGUAAAGGUAAACUUUAGUGUUUUCAAAGAUACACCACAAAAGUGGUAUGUAUCUGUUUAUUUUUGUUUAUAUCUGAAAAUUUUAAUGUGAACUUUGAGGCUGAGCUAGAGCUUGUGUCCACUGAACAGGGUCAGCAUGUAAAGAUAGAAUAUUAAUUAAAUAUAAAAUAGUAUUUGGCAAAAUACAGCAAAUUCCUGAAUUUCUAAAUAAUUGUAUAUUAAGUGGAGAUAGGUUCUGAGUCAUAUUAUUACCAUAUCAGGGUUACUUUAAUAUGAGCUUUCAAAUUUGAAGAGAAAUGGACCUUUUGUAUAUGCCAUGCUAGUGAAGAUUAUCUUUUUCUUUUAAUCGAACCAUUAAUAAUUAUUAAUGCUAAUGUUGUAAUAAAGAGAGCAAAAAUGCCUGGGCAGGAGUGGGAGAAGUGGGGAGGAGGAGGAAAAAAACCUGUCUUGUUUGCAAGUUAACCAAUGCAGGAGAGAGAUUUCUGCCCCAACUAUUUGGAGUGUCUCUCUUGCUGCUUGUGCUGCCAGCUGGUAGUUAUGACUCAGAAGUCUGCCUCAUUACUAACAGGGCUGUGCUCCACCCUGGAAAGGAAUGUAAGCAGUCUGGGCUUUAGACUGGUAACCAACUGAGCAGUGAGCAGGAAAUAUGUUCACAGGGAAGCAGAUAGGUAGAUCUCACUAGAACUGUUUAGAGCUGUUUUUCAACCAUUAAUGUGCGCAUAUGUUCAUAUAUGAGGUUUCACUUACACAGGAGCAAAUUCUUAAGUUAUAAUUAAUUGCUAUUUUUUUUGGAAAUGAUUUUGGGUUUGCAGCUCUGUCAGCUUACUGGGAAAGAGGACUUGCAUUUUUCUACAGGCAGCUGCAUCUCUUAAGCUGCAUAAUUUGAUAAUUUGAGUAAAUCUUGAGUAGGGUGUAGCUCCAAAUUAUUUACUUAAGCUUCAGAUAGGCUCAAUAGGCAGUUCUGAACAGAGGUCAAAGACUUGCUAAAUUCUCAACACUAGCAGGAAUUAGAUUCUUAAUAUUGCUGAAAAUCUUAGAAAAGUGUUCUCUAUAAAGUUUUCUUCUCUAUAAAUUUGCAAAUAAUCUGGUACAUCCCAUCCCUAGUACACAUCACACAGAAUCCUGGUUUAUCAAACUGCCGAAACUUGUCCAAACAAUGAUAAAUGGUAUUAGCUGGUAGAGGAUUUCAGGAGACAGUGACAAACAAUUCUGUAGUAACACCUUCACCUCUUCUCACCGUUCCCUUCCCCAGUCCCUCUCCCUUUUUUUAUCUAAAACUCCAAACUGUUGAUAUGUGAGCUUUGCCUAAGGGCAGAGUUAGUUUUUCUUGCCCCUUUUUUGACCCAUCUGGAUGUUCAUGAGUUUAGGAAGAUGCAUGAAACAGAGCUGAUGUUCUCUGAGAAAGCAAGCUGCUCUUAAUUAAUCUGUUUGAGUAUUGUUAAUUUUUUGCAUAAACAUUUGAAAAAGCUCUGACUAAACCCUGAAUAAUCUUCAUUUAGCAGAGUAUUGUAAAAGGAUGGGCUUCUCGUCUUUGAAGCUUAGGAUGGAAAUAUUUAAGCAAAACAGUACAGAACAUCAAUUUUCAGUGAAUUUGAUGCCCUACUGGGAUGAAGAGGUAAAUCUGUGGUGCAAAUGUCAGUACUAAGUGUCAGUCAUGAAUUGCUGAAUAAUAACUAUUUUAUAAUCUUAUCUCUGAUGAUAAGGUUAGGUUUGUUAGUGCUUAUUCUCAAAAUUAAGGCAAAGUCUUCAACUAUAAAAAUGUCUUGCCUGUUUGAGGAUUUUGCAGUGAACUAGUAGCUACAGAGACAUAACAAGUAUUCAGAUCCUGCAGAACUACUUUACCUGAAAUACCCUCAGUUGCAAGAGGGAACAUAAUGUGUCUGUGCUGCUAAUGGAAAGUAUUUACAGUGGUGACAUGUUGCUGGAUGACUUGCUGAUUUAAUUAAAAAUGGAAAAGGCAUGAAGCAGGAUUUGCUUGGUCUGAUUCUACCCACCUUGAUUUUUAGUACUGUUUGAAGCCACUUCUAAAGAUGUGGUUGAAGAUGGACGAUUUUUCCACAUGCAAAACUUGUGGUAGAGUCAAGUCCUGCAUGGGAAAUACAAAAAUAAGAAAACUACUAGGUCUUUAAUAUGCAUAAUAAGAAUAUUUAGGGUACAGCUUAAACAAUCUUUAAAUAUAUAUAUAUAUUACAGUUCUGUAAUAUAUGCUUUUGAAGCCUGCCUCAGAAUUGAAGGCAGCUUCCAGCUAGGAAGGGUCAGGAGGAGACUUCUCUGGACCAACUGUUCUGUCACUUGCCCACACUUCUAGUUUCUUGCCCUGGCUGCCACGUGUGCAGAUGGCUCCUGUUCCUGGCAGGGCACCUGGGGGGCCAAGGUCACCCACCACGGGCAGGUGGGAGAGGCCAGGGCCACUGAGGUUUAGUCAUUCCAUGUGUGAAGUCUGCAACGGUUUUAGUGUUCACCUGUGCUACAGUAAUAGCAAUUCUUGAUAUUCAAGCAUUUUAGCUGUUUGUUUGUUUUUCUUUGUCAGCAUCAUUAACAUUUCAUUAGAAAUGUAAAUGCUUUUUAAAGAUUUAUUUUAGCAUUUGUGUUGUACCUUUUGGCUCAGUUGUUAAGUUACCUGUCUCGUUUUCCAUUUUUCAUUUGCAUUGUAUGUUAUUUAUGUAUCUUGAUUUCCAGCAUGCUUAUUUUUGUAUUGUUUAAUAAAUUUAUUUUAAGCUG